Messenger RNA from Tribolium madens (black flour beetle), 2366 nucleotides. Its product is annotated as UDP-glucose 4-epimerase. Gene Ontology annotation, biological process: beta-D-galactose catabolic process via UDP-galactose, Leloir pathway. Lineage: Eukaryota; Metazoa; Arthropoda; Insecta; Coleoptera; Tenebrionidae. The record is from RefSeq and is a predicted model, not a curated record. Gene Ontology annotation, cellular component: cytosol. Gene Ontology annotation, molecular function: UDP-glucose 4-epimerase activity. The transcript is spliced from 6 exons. Bases 1094 to 2257 code for a protein of 387 amino acids.
ACAAAAUUUCAAUUAUUUAAAAUUGAAAUAAGACUCGUAAUAAUAAAAAAACGUGUUUUAUUAAAAUAAAGUGAUCACAUAAGUAAUACAUAAUUAAUUUCCUCAUAGUCACACCUAAUUACAAGUAAAAUUUCCACACACACUUAAAAAACUUGUACUUUGCCCCCUUAUUGCUUGUUCUCCCCCGAACUCGAGCUCGUCUCCUCCCCCAACAACUGCUGCAAAUCCACCCCUUCAAACUUCCCACUAUCCACGUUAUUGGCCGCAUGUGCGAUAAACAACUCCUUGAGGAACCCCAACUCCUUCGUCAAAGUCUUCACCUUCUCCUCCAAAACGGUGUUCUCAUUCCGGAGCUUCGUGACCCGGUUCAAGGUCUCCUGGGUCUUUUGUUUGGACUUGACACGACUCCUCUUCACCGCCUAAAAAACUGUCUUUUUUUGGGGCCACAAACCAACAAAUCUCACCAAAUUGUUGCGGUCGCGCUUCUUGCGGUACUCAUCCGAGUCCUCCCCCGAUUCGGGGCCCUCUUUUUUGACACGACCCUUCCUGGGAGGCAUCUGAAACCCACAAGCUACAGAAACGCAAUCGGACACUGUCAUUCUGCGAAAAUGGGGCACAAGGGGUAAGCGCGUCUGUGACGACUCUGUGGUGUUUACUUACGAUGCGAAUUGCGUAAUUUUGCGCAAAUUUGAGACAAUUGGGGCUGUUGGCAAAUGUCAAAAUAAACGUCAACUGUCAAACUGACCAACAUCGAAUAAAAAUUCGAUGUAAAAACAAUUACAACGAAAUUAUUACUACACAAUUGUGCCAAAAUUAAACACAGGAAGGGUAAUGAAAACAUGUUACAUCGAACUUGACAUCGAAGUUAUUGAUACAUCGAAUCGUUUCAAGCUACUAUAAAAAAUACCAAUCAGACAAGAGUUCUAAUAACGAGUCAAGAGGGGGGUACACAGCACAGGGGGGCUCCCGUGUUAAUUGUGUUUUUUUUAACGGUUUAUGGUUUCGAUGUUGGGUUAUCAAAAUGGCGUCCUUGACACGUCACUUGUCAAAUAAAACUAACCCACCCAAAAAGUGAUAAGAAGAAGUGAUAACAAUGGAAUUAUUACAAAAUCCACUGUUUGUGCUUUACUUAAGCGUGGCUGUGUACUACGUGAUAAUUCCGGUCGGUUUCGUGACAAAUUGGUGGCUAUCAGUGGAGACAAUGGCACCGAACGGGACAAUUCUUGUAACAGGGGGCGCCGGUUAUGUCGGCUCUCACACCGUCGUGGAACUCCUAAACAAUAAUUACUCAGUGAUAGCCCUCGACAACCUCGUCAAUUGCUACGCCGAGAAGAACCAAAAACCGGAGUCCCUCAAACGCGUCGAACAAAUCACAAAGAAACAAAUCACUUUUUACAACAUUGACAUCAGGAAUAAAGACGCCUUGGACAAAGUUUUCAAAACUCACAAAAUCGACGCUGUUAUCCACUUUGCGGCCCUUAAAGCCGUCGGGGAGUCGGUCCAGGUGCCCCUCAUGUACUACCAGAACAACAUCGCCGGCUCGAGCACCCUCUUCGAAGUGAUGCAAAACAAUGGGGUGAAAAAAGUUGUCUUUUCGUCAUCGGCCACCGUUUACGGCCUCCCCCAACACCUCCCCAUCACAGAGACGCACCCCACGGGCCAAAACUGCACCAAUCCCUAUGGAAAAACGAAAUUUUUCGUUGAGGAAAUCCUCAAAGAUGUGUGCACUUCAGAUGCUGAAUGGAAAGUGAUUUUAUUGCGGUAUUUUAACCCCGUGGGGGCGCACACUUCGGGCUUGAUCGGCGAAGACCCCUCAGGUACCCCCAACAAUCUAAUGCCAUACAUUUCUCAGGUAGCUAUAGGUCGUAGAGAGAAGGUGUUCGUUUUCGGGAACGACUACUCAACCAAAGAUGGGACUGGGGUCCGUGACUAUAUCCACAUCACGGACUUGGCAAUAGGGCAUUUGAAGGCCCUUGAAAAAAUGAACGAGAGUGGUUUCAAGGGCUGGAAGGCCUAUAAUUUGGGCACGGGUCAAGGUUAUUCAGUAUUAGAUUUGAUCAAUGCUUUUGAGAGAGCCUCAGGUCAGAAGAUCAACUAUGAAAUAGUUAAAAGAAGAGAAGGGGAUAUAGCGAGUAGUUUCGCUGAUCCUUCUUUGGCCAAAAAAGAGUUAAAUUGGACGGCGACUAGAGGUGUGGAUGAGAUGUGUCGGGACACGUGGAAUUGGCAAAAGCAGAAUCCUAACGGGUUUCAGAAGUAAUGAUGUAUGUAUGACGGGAAGGCUGGUACUUAAGCAUUUAUACACCCAGUAACUUGGCCAUAUUUUAUGCAAAACUAUACUUGUUGAAAAUAAAACUAUAUUUUUUUAA